This is a messenger RNA of Chlorella variabilis, 2778 nucleotides long. RefSeq lists its product as hypothetical. Gene Ontology annotation, biological process: Golgi organization; retrograde transport, endosome to Golgi; Golgi vesicle transport. Lineage: Eukaryota; Viridiplantae; Chlorophyta; Trebouxiophyceae; Chlorellales; Chlorellaceae. The coding region runs from base 1 to 2778 and encodes 925 amino acids. The record is from RefSeq and is a predicted model, not a curated record. Gene Ontology annotation, cellular component: EARP complex; membrane; GARP complex. The transcript has 12 exons.
AUGCCGCCCAGCGGCGGCAGCGCCGACAAGGCCUCCAAGGUCAAACACCUGCUAGCGAGCUACUAUGACAUGGAUGACGGUGCAGAGGCUGUGUCACUGCAUGACACGCCCAGGCCCUCUCCGGUGCCGUCGCCGGCAGCACGUGCUCUGGGUCCCCAGCUGGCCAGCGCCUCGUCCAGUGGCAACCUCGACUCGGCCGCCUUGAAUGCCUCAUACUUUGACCCUGAUGCCUACCUCAAGCGCAUGCUGAAGGAGACGCGCCUGGCAGAGCUGACUGCCAAGCAGCGUGACAUGGCAGCGGAGGUGGGCGGCCUGGACAGCGACAUGCAGAUGCUGGUCUACGAAAACUACAACAAGUUCAUCACCGCCACCGACACCAUCAAGCUCAUGAGCGCGAGCAUGGAGGGCAUGGACGAUCGCAUGACGCAGCUUAAGGCGCUCAUAGAUGGUGUCGUAACCACCAGCAACUCAGUCAAUGGUAAGCUGGAGCGCCGGCAGGGGGAGAUUGAGGAGCUCAAUGCGGUCCGCAUCUUGCUGCACAAGCUGCAAGGCGUGUUUGACCUGCCCCGCAAGCUGCGCGCCGCCAUCGAGCGCCAGGCGUUUGAGGUGGCAGCUGAUGCCUAUGCUGACGCCGCGCCAUUGCUGAGGAAGUAUGGACACAAGGAGGACUUCCUGGAGUGCAAGCGGCAGCGGCUUGAAGGGUUACUGGCAGCGGCCGGGCUGAUGCUGAAGAUGCUGGCAGUGGACAAGGGCCUUUUGAACCCCACAGAGCUGGGUGUUGUGGACGAGGGCCUGCGCCAGCGCAUGCAUGCCAUGUUUCCAGCUGCGGCUCCGCCACAAGAGGGGGCCACCAUGGACAGCGGCGCACCCGCAUCAUCAGCACCCCCUCGUAGCAAUGGCCCGCUACCCAGCCUGCAUGCCGUGGUGGUGCAGCUGGACAGCAAGUUCAUCACCGAGAUCACCCACACCGCAGCACUGUUUGCAGAGCUGUUUCCGCCAGGUGGACGCAAGCGUUUAGUCAAGAUGUGCCGCGAGUGCUUUGCACGAUAUCUGAAGCUCACACGCCGUGCGCUGUCCGAUGCAUCGGCAAUCGCAGCCACCACCGCUGCCGGCAUCACCGCUGCGGGACAGCCAAUACAGCUGCUGGGUGACUUGCUGGCAAGGGCAGUGCAGGCGGCAUCGGUGGAUGCGGGAUAUGCGGCUGCCGGGGCCAUAGGAGGAGAGGACACCAUCGCUGCAGACUGGGGUGCCGCGGGCCUGCUGGAGGGGCUGUAUGUGGUGAAGACCGACCUCGUGCGCCUGGACAGCCUGCUGCCUGAGCUGUCUCCGCGCGACCGCGGGAGCGAGCUGGUGGAGCACACCGUGCGGCAGCAUGUCUCGCUCUGUUUUGCGGCCCUGGAGCGCCGCCUCCUUGGUACUGCCGAUGCGCUACGCGGUGCACUGGCAGAGCCGGCGGCAGCGCGGAAUGGGGAGGCCAAGCAGGGUCUGCUGUUGCAAGGGCUGGCAGUGUUGCAGGCAAUGAUGGUGCAGGGACUGGAGCGACUUCUGCGCAGCCUGAAGGAGUAUGAGCGGCAGAAGUGGGUGCUGGCUGGGUGGGGCGAGGUGUUUGUGAAUUCGGUGCACGGCCAGGUGUCCAACCUCUUCCUCAGCAUGUGCCAGCAGCUGCUCAUGGAGGCCCAGGUGGCGGCACCCGGCAGCCUGAACUCCGCGGGGGUUAGCAGCGUGCGCAGCACCGUGGAGUCGGCAGCGCCCUUUGCGGCAGUGCAGCGCCGCGGCACAUUGCCGUCCCCGAAUGGGAGCAGCAGCAUGGCUGCUAGUGGUGAAGAAGCCAGCACAGACGCCUGCAGCCGUGAUGGCACAGUGUCCGCACCGCCGCCCCCAGCACUGCUGCUGCUGCUGUGCAAGCUGUGCAGCUGUGCAGAGCAGCAGGCUGUGGGUUCGGCGCUAGUGCUGCUGCAGCAGCUGUACCCCGAGCGCCUGCUGUCAGGUGGCGACGAGCUGCCUGCCUUCCUUCCCUCCGAGCUGGGCCGCCAGCUGGCAGCGGCGGCAGCUGCUCUGCUGCAGGGCUAUACUCAGGCGCAUGGCGUUGCGCUGGUGGCGGCGGUAGAGAGCAGCACACAGGCCAUGGACUGGGUGAACCAUAAGGAGCCCCGUGCUGCACGCCCAGUAUGCAAUGCCAUAUUGGACAAGGUGGCAGAGGUGGGUGUGGAGGUGUCCUACCUGGUGGACGGCGGUAUCUCUGGCUCCACCAGCAGCGCACCUGGCGCCCGGCUCUCGCGCACACACUCGCGUGCCGCCAGCGCCAGCAGUGCUGCCUCCUGGGACAGCGCCGCCAUGUCGCAUUCGCGCACCAGCAGUCGCGUGGGCGGACUGGACAUGCAAGGGGUGUACAUGGAAGCCUCGGUGUCACAUAUGCUGAACGCAGGGCGGGACAGGGGUGGCUAUGUGGGCGGGCUGGAGCUAACACAGCCCAGCAUCUCCGCGGCGCUGCUGGCGCUGGCGCUGCGCGCUCUUGUGGACACGCUGCGGCGCCAGACACUGGGUCGCGCUGCCUUCCAGCAGGUGCAGCUGGAUGUGCACUACAUGCGGCCCGAGCUCCAGCGCAUGGUGUCGGGCAGCGCCAAUGGCCCCGCAGUGAUGCAGCUGCUGGACGAACUGAUGGCAGUGGCAAUGGAGCGGUGCAGGGAACCCCUGCUCCUGGAGGGCUCCGUGCUGGACCGAAUUUUGACAGGCAGCCGUCAGGGCAGGCAGCAGCAGCAGCAAGUAUCGCUCCUGUAG